Dentiscutata erythropus is the source of this 533-nucleotide messenger RNA. The record is from the annotation of a GenBank genome assembly. Lineage: Eukaryota; Fungi; Glomeromycota; Glomeromycetes; Diversisporales; Gigasporaceae.
AUGCCUCAAACUUAUAUUCAUAGAUUAACAAAAUACAUCCAUGUACAAACUGAUUUGGGCCCAAUACAAAAAGCUAAAUGGGCUAUAUAUAAAGCCUGUGAAAGCAAAAAAGGUUUAUUUCAAAAAGGAAGAAAUGAAGGUCUUGUUUGGGUUAAAGAAAACCAAGAAAUAAUGAUGUAUCCAGAUUCUGAUAAAACAACAGCACAAAAUCUAGUUAUGCCAUUAAGACAAGCAAGAGCUCAAAAUAAUAUAUUAGCUAUAUCUGUUGUUUUUUCAGGUUCCAGUGCUAGAAUUUCAGAUGCAUCAGAACUAAUAUUAGUGGAAAAUAUGUGCCACCAAGAAAUUUUAGGUGCUGUUGUUCUUUUAGCAACAAACAAAUUAUAUAUAUGGGGUGCUAAAGACAUAAGUGGCACUCGUCAAAAAACAGACAAUAUAUUAAACACAAUUCGUGCUUUUUUAAAACAUGCAAAAGUACAAAAUCUAAAUAUAGUAGCUAUGGUAACUAAUAGCAUAUUAUCUUACGCCUUAGCAAG